Molecule: messenger RNA, 438 nt
Organism: Penicillium oxalicum
Lineage: Eukaryota; Fungi; Ascomycota; Eurotiomycetes; Eurotiales; Aspergillaceae
Exons: 1
Coding region: 1-438 (145 amino acids)
Source: RefSeq, a predicted model, not a curated record
AUGGAUCAGCCCCAUUCCAAAGCCUACAACCGUGAUUCCACAGUGGGAUUUGGGGAUCGAGAUGGGCUUGACCCCAAGACGUACACCAGGCUGGGCUACUAUAUGCUCUCUGUCAUUGUCAGAGAAUCCUGGGCCAGGACAGAUGCGAUCAUCUUCUCCUCCCCCUGCAAGGCUCGUGGAAAACUCGUUCUGCAUGGCAAGAAGCCGCGCCAUACUGUGCGCACCGGUCCUCCACGGGAGCCAUGUCGAUCUGCAAGCAGGUGUCCACCAGAUUGGGUGGAUUCCCAACGUCCGGACCAAACACUCAGGGAUGUUUGGAGAUACGGAUGCGCUAGGCAAUUGCCACCCGAAAUCAUUAUUUCCAAAACUUGCUGGGUCGGCAUGAGACUCGUCAUCCUAGGGGGGCAAUCGGGGAUGGAUGAUCGAUCCCAUGCGUAG